AUGGCUGCAAUGAACAGGCUCCCGCCAGAUUGGCAGCAGGUCCUCGCACCCUGCUAUUCCUGUUGCAAGAGGGUCUGGAUACCCGAAGAAGCUACAUUUGGCGACCAGUGCAUCGGGCCAAUUACACACGUGCCGGUGCUGCUCGCCGUGCUCGUCGUCUUUUGCCGCUACGGACUCUCUCCGUUAUGGGUCCGGCGACCAGCCUGGCUGCGCGCCUUUGCGAAUGAACCAAAUGUAUCCAAAACAGCCCCGGAUCGGACCCGGAGCAAUGGCCACCAUCGCAGUUAUGCCUCUGUCGCGGCCAACGGAGAUGACGGUGCUUUCGAGGCAAAGCCUGCGCACAACACUUGGACCGACUACACCAAGUCGCUCUGCGCCAUCUCCAUCGCCAGCGCUAUCGCCAGCGCUCUCGUUGCCGGCUUCUUCGAUUUCAGCCUCCCUUAUCUGAUGCCCAUCAUCCCAUCGUUUUUGACGGCAACAAUCAUCGCCAUUGACCGCCCGCAGACUACGCCGGGCGCAGUCUUCUUGAUCAAUGGCGGUCUUCUCGUCACUCAGCUCGCUCUUCUGAUCGGCAUACCUACGUUGACGACGUCAUCAUGGCUCACCCUAGUACUGUUCUUACUGACAGUCCUCUUUCCAUUGCUCUCGGUUAGCAUCGUUCUGGUAAUGCCUCUGCGCAACCCGCACGCCGCCGGCACAGAAGACGUGGCAGUAAAGGACGACGUGGCCCCGACGGAAAAGCUUCGCAGCCCAGAGGACAACUUCUCUAUAUGGCAGUGGAUGACUAUUAGCUGGAUGAGCAAGCUCAUACAGCUUGGCUACAACCGCCAGGUCCAUCCAGAGGACGUGUGGCGGCUUCCUUUCGAGUUCCAACACAAGCGACUUCAUACUCUCUUUCGCGAGAUCAAAGGCACCGUCAUUAGUCGCAUUCUGGUCGCAAACGCCCCGGACCUUCUCAUCACGUCAUCGCUCGGCAUACUCGAAUCCGCGUGUGCCCUCACCCAGGUCGUGCUCCUCAAACAACUUCUCUCUGCCCUCGGAGCACAGAACCUCCGCGUUGCUGUCGCAUACGCAACCCUCGCAUUGCUGGCCAGGCUGAUCGCCGCUCAGUCGGCCGUCUUCUCGUUGUGGUUCAGCCGCCGGUGCUAUGAGCGUUCGCGCGGCGAGAUGAUCACCAUGAUCUACGAAAAAACCAUUCGCCGCAAGGCCUUUACGUUUCCAGGUGUCGACGAAGAAACGGAAGAUGGAGAGGGCAAAGACACCAAACACCAGGAAAAGCCCGGUGCUCCGGCUUCCAUGGGCAAAAUUCUCAAUCUGAUGCGCAACGACGUUUACGAGGUCGCCCAGCGCUUCUGGGAGUUCCCCGGACUCUUCACCAAGCCACUUAACUUUGUCCUUAGUCUUGCCCUAAUCUGGAAUAUCCUCGGCCCGUCCAGUCUGCUAGGUAUUCUGGUUCUCCUCCUGGCGCAGGUGCUCAAUGUCUUUGUUAUCAGGGUGCUGCUGAAGUGGGAGAGAGCUCGUAGGGCCGUCACGGAUCUUAAGCUGCAGAUAACCAGUCAGUUCGUCGAGACGAUCCGGCAUCUUAGGUGGUACGAUUGGCAGGACCGCUGGUUGGGGCAGAUAUUCGAAACGCGAGCGACCGAGCUGCGCUACCGCGUCGUCAGCAACCUGCUCCAGAAGGCCCUUGGUGCGCUUAACCAGCUGGCAGCUUUCGCGUUUCCAGUAGCGGCAUUUUAUGCAUACACAGUCAUUGGUGGCCAUACUCUAUCGGUCGACGUCGCUUUUCCCGCACUCAACCUAUUUACGAUGCUCAACACCAGCCUUCAAGAGCUUCCUAAUCUAGUCAUGGUCCUGUUGAACGCCAGCAUUGCCAUGGGAAGAAUCGAGAGCUUCAUGGCCGAGCCAGACAAGGAAGAUGCAGACUAUGACAGUGACAAGCCUUACGGAAAGCAGGAGCUUGAGAUCAAAGGUGCCGACUUUUCAUGGCCAGGCCAGACGGCCGAAACCCCCGUGCUGCGGGACGUCAACUUUUUGGCCGGUCCGGGACUCACCGUGGUGUGCGGAAAGGUUGGCGCUGGCAAGUCGGCCCUCCUGCAGGCCAUAUUGGGCGAGCUGGACCAGCACAGCGGCGAGCGCAACGUUCCCGAAGAGAUGAAGGCGUACUGCGCGCAGACGCCCUGGCUGCAGAGCAUGAGCAUCCGGGAAAAUAUUUUGUUCUCGGGCGGGUUCGACGAGCGGCGCUAUCGACGCACGCUUGACGCCUGCGCACUCCUUCCGGAUCUCAAGGAAUUCGAGGGCGGUGACCUGUCCAUGGUGGGUGAAAACGGUGUAGGCCUGUCUGGCGGUCAAAAGGCCAGGGUCGCACUCGCCAGGGCGGUGUACAGUAAAGCUAGGAUCUUGCUUCUCGACGACCCGAUCGCAGCGCUGGAUCAUCAUACUGCCGAGUUCGUCGUCAGGAAGCUCUUCUCCCCGGGCGGGCUGUGCGAGGGCCGUACCGUGGUGUUUGUGACACAUCGUGUCGACCUCCUCAAGCCGUGGGCAGACCAGAUGUACGAGGUGUUUGCCGACAGACCCUCGUCGCUGGAACUGCAUCAGCCCGAGGAGCUAGAGCGGGACACGUCGUUCCAUCGGCGUGUGGCGGCGGUGCAAGAGACGCAGGCCGAGGAGGCUGCCAUCGAAACGGCAGAGGCCCGUGACAACUCGAGCGUGGCGAUUCCAGACAAAUUUAUCGAGGUGGAGCGGCGCGCCCACGGCGGAGUCAUGGCGUCUGUAUACUGGCGUUAUGUCAAGGCCGGCAAGCUCUGGCUCUGGGCGCUGCUCAUUCUCACCUUCGUCAUCUACAGGCUGUUUAAUCUGCUGUACUUUUACUUCCUCAAGGUCUGGGGUGAGGCUUACAGACAGGACCCGCUGGAGCCCAGUCGAAGCGUGGCAUUCGUCAUGGCCCAGCCUUCCUUGAACGCUGGCCACCUGUCAAUGGCGCAGGUAUCUGACAGGAGCGGAUGGAUCGACUUUGACUUUGGACUUCCGCCCCCCGAAGAGGACGUCACGCCGUGGCUGUUCUGGUUCUUCAUGCUCAGCAUCGCACAAUUCCUUGCGCAGCUCAUGUCUGACCUCACCCUAGUUGCUAUCGUCUAUGCAGCCGGCAAGAGACUAUUCCAAGACGUCAUGUGGCGUGUGUCGGCCGCGACCUUUCGCUUCUACGAUGUGACGCCGGUCGGAAGGCUUAUGAAUCGGCUGACCUCGGACAUUGGCACUAUCGAUGGACAGAUUGCAGGGCAGCUCUAUAUGGUUGCCUUCCACAUGGUGGCCUGGUUGUCUUCGGUUGCCGUCAUAGCCACCACGACACCCAUCUUCCUGGGCCUGGCUUUGGCAAUGACCUUGUUGUUCGUCUACAUUUUCAGCCGCUUCUUGCCUCUCUCGCAGUCCCUCCGACGCCUCGAGAUGGUCUCACUCUCGCCACUCAUGUCCAACUUUGGCACCCUGCUCGAGGGCCUCACGACUGUCCGCGCCUUCCGUGCACAGCCGCACUUUGAACACCGAAUCAUUGUUACGACGGACGCAUUUCAGCAGAUGGAUCACUUCUACUGGUCUUUGCAAUCUUGGCUGACCUACCGCUUUGAUACGCUCUCGGCUCUCUCUACAUUUGUCCUGACCAUCACCGCUAUGACCUCGGGCCUGUCAUCCGGCGCAGUGGCGUUCGUUCUCGCGGCGGCUGCCACAUUUGUUGACACCACACACCUUCUGUGCCGCAAGUAUGGUGAGCUGCAGAUGAUGUUUGUCUCGGUCGAGAGGGUCAUUGAGCUGCUGGACCUGGAGACGGAGCCACAGUUUGAGAAGCCGCCAACUGCACAGGCAACCACAUGGCCGGCGGCGAGCGAUGAUAUCAUCUUCGACAAUGCCACAUUCCGAUAUGCACCGCGCCUUGAGCCCAGCUUGAGGGGAGUAUCAUUCCGGAUUCCUGCAGGAUCCACCGUCGCCGUCACAGGCCGCACGGGAUCCGGCAAGAGCACGCUUGCGCUAGCUCUUCUGGGCACCAUCCUCCCCGACUCGGUGCUGGCCCAGCUGCACCAGGAGCAAGUGGGCGACAGCAACGAGGAGACUCCGCUGCUCGCGCCGACACUGGACAGCUCGGGCGGCAGCGUCUGGAUCGGCAACGUCGACAUUGGACGGACAGACAAACACACGCUACGGAGGCGCGUCUCGUUCGUGGCGCAGGAUCCGGUGCUCUUUCCAGGCACGCUGCGGGAGAACCUGGACCCGCUGCACGAGUACGAAGACGAAGAGUGUGCGACCGUCCUGGCGAGGGUCAUGGGCCCGGCGUCGGCCGCGGCGUCUUUUUCGACCAGCACAACGCCGGCAGAGCAGCAGCAGGACGUAACGGCAUCCUCCUCGGGCACGGCGACGCCGACCAAGCAGCAGUUUCAUUUGGGGACGCGCGUCGACGGCGGCGGCAAGAACCUCAGCCAGGGCCAGCGGCAGCUGGUGGGGAUCGCGCGGGCGGUGCUGCGCCGGUCCCCAAUUGUGAUUCUCGACGAGGCCACGGCGAGCAUCGACUUUGAGACGGCCUUCCGGAUCCAAGAGGUUCUGCGGCAGGAGCUGCAGCAGAGCACUGUCAUUUCCAUUGCGCACCGGGCAGAGGCGGUCAAGGAUGCGGAUUUCAGGAUCGAGCUGGACAAGGGGCGGGUUGUUGUUGCCGAGAGGAUUGUGAAGUGA
This is a messenger RNA of Pyricularia pennisetigena, 4713 nucleotides long. RefSeq lists its product as uncharacterized. Gene Ontology annotation, molecular function: ABC-type peptide transporter activity; ATP binding; ATP hydrolysis activity. The record is from RefSeq and is a predicted model, not a curated record. Gene Ontology annotation, cellular component: fungal-type vacuole; membrane. Gene Ontology annotation, biological process: transmembrane transport. The transcript is spliced from 2 exons. The coding region runs from base 1 to 4713 and encodes 1570 amino acids. Lineage: Eukaryota; Fungi; Ascomycota; Sordariomycetes; Magnaporthales; Pyriculariaceae.